Molecule: messenger RNA, 3533 nt
Organism: Spirodela intermedia
Lineage: Eukaryota; Viridiplantae; Streptophyta; Magnoliopsida; Alismatales; Araceae
Source: the annotation of a GenBank genome assembly
AUGAGGCUUCCUAUCCCUGAUCUCUUCCUCCUCUUCCUUCUCCCUCUGCUGUCUGCGGACUCGUCGGCCGACCGAGAAGCUCUCCUCUCCUUCAAGGGGGCGAUCUCCGAGGAUCCGCUGGGGGUAAUGGACACUUGGAAUGAGUCCACGCCACUUUGCCGGUGGCCCGGCGUUACAUGCGGCGGCCGGACGGCGGAGCGGGUGACGGAGCUGGCACUGAACGGGACACAGCUGGCAGGGCGCAUAUCCCCCAGUCUCUCCGGGAUCGCGUUCCUCACCAUACUCGACCUCUCGGACAACCGGCUCGACGGCGCCAUUCCAAGGGUGCUCGGCCGGCUCACCGCCCUGCAGCAGGUCAACCUCGACGUCAACUCCCUCUCCGGCCCGAUCCCGCCGGAGCUGGGCUCCCUCCCCAAGCUCCAGCUCCUCAGACUUUCCUCCAACAAGCUCACAGGGCCCAUCCCCGUCUCCCUCGCGAACAUCUCCACUCUCACCAAGCUCGACCUCUCGGACAACCGGCUCGACGGCGCCAUUCCAGGGGAGCUCGGCCGGCUCGCCGCCCUGCAGUUGGUCAUCCUCCGCGACAACUCCCUUUCCGGCGAGAUUCCCUCCGCUCUGAGCAACUGCUCCGAGCUCCUCCGCAUGGACCUGAGGAACAACAAUCUCCGCGGGAAGAUCCCGCCAGAGCUGGGCUCCUUCCCCAAGCUCCAAUUCCUCUCACUUUCCUCCAACAAUCUCACAGGACCCAUCCCCUCCUCCCUCGCGAACAUCUCCACUCUCGGAAUACUCCACCUCUCCAAUAACAGCCUCCGAGGAAGCAUCCCUCCAGAGCUCGGCGACCUCUCGAACCUUACGGUGCUCUACCUCUUCACCAACCAUUUCACCGGCGCAAUACCUCCUCGGCUAGGGAAUCUAUCCAGCCUGACCCACCUCUAUCUCUUCCAGAACCUCCUCGAGGGGGAGAUUCCCGGCGAGCUCGGCGGCUUGAAAAACCUGAAGUUCCUCGACGUGUAUGUGAACAGAUUAUCGGGCAGGAUUCCCUCGUCCGUGUGGAAUAUCUCCUCUCUCAGUAUGCUGCAUGUCGGGUUUAACCAGCUCUCUGGCCCUCUCCCGCGGGACCCCAGACAAACCCUCCCCAACCUAAAGGAACUCUAUCUGUUUGGAAAUCAGUUCGAAGGGGCCCUCCCGCCGUUCCUCUCCAACGCCACCGGCUUAGAGAUCCUCCAGGUUUCCCUAAACAGGCUUGAAGGUGUGAUCCCUUCCGAUUUAGGAAAGUUCCAGGGCUUGAGAAUCUUGGACCUCUCCGACAACAGCUUCCAAGCUCGUGGAGAAGAGGACUGGAGCUUCAUCAGCUCUCUGACAAACUGCAGCAACUUAACAAAGCUGGAGAUUAAGAACAACAGCCUGGGAGGAGUUCUCCCCCCCGCCAUCGCCAACCUCUCGAGAAAGCUGGAGAUUCUGCGCAUCGAAGAGAAUCAAAUUGGCGGGAGGAUUCCCGAGGGAAUUGGGAGCCUCGUCGGGCUCAGCAUGCUCCGCAUGGGCAGGAAUCUCUUCACGGGAGGAAUCCCCGCCUCCAUUGGGGAGCUGGGAAAUCUGAAAGAGCUGAGUCUGGAGGAGAACAUGCUUUCCGGGGGGAUCCCACCUUCUCUGGGUGGUCUCUCUAACCUGUCAAAGCUCUCCCUGGGGGGGAACCUGCUGGAGGGGAGGAUUCCCACAGACUUUGGAGGCCUGAGAAAUCUCCAGGCCCUGAAUCUCUCGGAUAACCGUCUUCAUGGCGAAAUACCAAGGGAGAUCCUCUCUCUCACCUCUCUCUCACUCCACCUCGAUCUGUCCGGGAAUUAUCUGAUCGGGUCUCUGCUCCCGGAGGUCGGCAAGUUGAAGAAUCUGAACACUCUCAACCUCUCGCGGAACAGAUUGUCUGGCGAGAUCCCGUCCUCCAUCGGCGACUGCCAGGUGCUCGAGUUCCUCCUAUUGGAGAGCAACCUCUUCCAAGGAGUCAUUCCUUGGGAGCUUAGCAAGCUCAAAGGAAUCCAAGAACUCGAUCUCUCGCGCAACAGACUGUCCGGGGGGGUGCCGGAGUUCCUGGAGGGUCUCAGCCUCCGGCGUCUGAAUCUCUCCUACAAUAGCCUCGAGGGGGAGGUACCCCGCGGGGGGAUCUUCGAAAACGGCAGUGCAACUUCUCUCGUAGGGAACGAAGGUCUCUGUGGGGGCAAUCCAGGGAUGCUUCUCCGGCCGUGUCGACAGCGGAGAAGGUCCGUCGUGAUCAAGGUUGUCGUCCCCAUCGGGGUCGUUCUGUUCGUCGUCCUGAUGACGGCAUCCCUCUUCGCUUACUGCUGGAAGAAGAAGAGGAGCUCGGGGCAGAAGCCACUGCCGUCCCAUCUCGGAGAAAUCUCCUACGGGGAGCUCCACAGAUCCACGGAUGGUUUCUCUCCGGAAAAUCUCAUCGGGAGGGGAGCCCACGGCUGCGUGUACAGAGGAAAGCUGGGGAAAAGGAAGGUGCCCGUCGCUGUGAAGGUGCUCGACCUGGGAAGCGUCGACGCCGCGAGGAGCUUCAUGGCGGAAUUCGGGACCCUGGGAAACGUCCGUCACCGGAACCUAGUCAAGAUCCUGGCUUCCUUCUCCGGCGCCGACUUCCAGGGCAACGAGUUCAAGGCCCUGGUUUAUGAGCUCGUGCCCAACGGCUCGCUGGACCAGUGGAUCCACCCAGAGGACUCUGGCCUCCCCAAGCCGGCGAGGAGUCUCGACCUUCUUCAGAGAUUGAGUAUCGCCAUUGACGUCGCCUCCGCGAUCGAGUACCUCCACCAGUGCAUCGACAUCCCAAUAAUCCACAGGGAUCUGAAGCCGAGAAAUGUUCUUCUGGACGAUGAGAUGACCGCCCGCGUGAGCGACUUCGGCCUCGCGAGGUUUCUCUCCUCUGGAUCGUCCCACUGCACGACCCGCUCGAUCGGAUUGAAGGGGACGAUCGGGUAUGUCGCCCCAGGUACGACAUUCCACUGCUGUUCUGGAGCUGAAGCUCUGUAUUUUCUCCUAUCUGGAUCUAAAGCGAAGGUUUUGGCGAUGUUAAUCCGUUUAAUGGAGCGAAUGAUGUGUUUAUUAAUGCAGAGUCGGCAACUCUCGGCAGUCUCUCCACUGGCACCGAUGUCUACAGCUUCGGGAUACUGCUGCUGGAGAUGUUCACCGGGAAGAGACCUACCGAUCCUAUUUUCCUGGAGGGGCUGACCCUCCGCAGCUUCGUCGUGGAGGGGCUCCCUCAUCAGGUGAUGGCCAUCGCAGAUCCACAGCUGCUUUCUGGGGAAGGAGAAGAGGAGGACGGAGAUGGAGGAUCCAUCGUCGGUCUUCGGAGGAACCUGAUGAUCCACUGCCUCAUUUCCGUGUUCAAACUCGGGUUGCUGUGCUCGGAGGAAUCACGGAAGGACCGCCCCAAAAUUGGGGACGUCGUCAAAGCGUUAACUCUCACGAGGGACGCGUUCCUCUGUUCUCAAUCCUUUCCUGGAAAUCACGAGAGAAGGGUAGAGAUAGAGAUAGAGAGAUAG